Messenger RNA from Arachis ipaensis, 772 nucleotides. RefSeq lists its product as uncharacterized. NCBI's taxonomy places the organism in Eukaryota, Viridiplantae, Streptophyta, Magnoliopsida, Fabales, Fabaceae. The record is from RefSeq and is a predicted model, not a curated record.
ACAAAGAUUCCAUAAUCAGUUAAUCACUCAUUUCCGCGUCUCCCACAGCAACUAAUUACUACUAAUCACUACUUUUUCAUCCACCCAUGACCCAUGCCUUCAUUUAUUGCUUCACUUACCGCAUUUAAAAUCCACAUUCUCAAUAAAUAUACAUCACCAUUUGUUUACGAAUUGAAUUGACUACUUGAUUGUUUCGUGUCGGUCAUAACUCAUCAUGCAAGUUUCUGCCUUCCGGUCUUUAACGUUCUUCCUCUUUCUCGGUGCCGCAACUUUUAUGCUAUUCUUCAACUUCUCAACUCCCAUUGUUCACCAUGAUAACGGUGGUGAUACUGAUGCAACAACACUGAUUGCUGUUGGUGUAAGCAGGAAACUUAAGGAAAAUGAGAGCGAGAGAGUGAUAGGUGGUUGGGUGUCGGUAGAUGAAGAUUAUAGUGAUGCAAAUCCACCGCCAAAUGGCUCAAGGGACAAAGUGAGUCAUGGAUCUAUUGAGCGUGCGGAAUUUAACCCAAAGGCUCCUCCUCCUCCUCCUGGUAUCUAUUAUUAACAAUAAUACUAUUCUUCCACUUUGCUACCUUAGCUUGUAAUAACAAUCCUAGUCAUAUAUAUAUAUAUGGUCCUAUGAGAGAAAUGGCUUUGUAUAAGUUCUUGGAAGCAAAUUAAAGUGUGCCUCUGCAACUCUGUUCCAUAACCAUUAGUUAAGUAUCAAACGUUAAUCUAUGUAUUUAUUAUUGAGAUGACUAACGAAAGAGAUAGGAUUACUCCUCGUUUCAAA